GCAGUUCAUUUGCCUAAACUAGAUUGGAGCAGUUCAUAUACCUGAGAUCUGCUAUUUUACAGUAUCAAAAUUGGAAAGAACCAGAUUUUCAAAUAAUGGAAGAGCCUAAGACUUCUAAAAGUGAAAAUCAUGAACCAAAGAAGAAUAUUAUUUGUGAAGAAAGCAAAGCAGUUAAAAUUAUAACUAAUCAAACCUUGAAGCCUAGAAAUGAUAAGUCUGUGACAGAAAUUGGGACCAGCUCUCUGAAUAGAAAUAGUAGUAAGAAAACCAAGCAAAAUGAUAUUUGUAUAGAAAAAACAGAAGUUAAAUCAUGUAAAGUAAAUACUGCCAAUGUUCCAGGCCCUAAAGAUUUGGGGUUAGUACUUCGAGAUCAAAGUCAUUGCAAAGUGAAAAAGUUACCAAAUUCACCCAUGAAAGCCCAGAAGGUAUCUUCACAGGCAAAAUUAGAAAAGGUACCUAGUUUACAGGCAAAAGCAGAAAAAUUACCAAAGUCACCUACUUUACCAGUAAAAACACCCUGUACUACAGUAGGAGCAACAACAGAAAAAGCACUUAAUUCACAGAGGAAAGAAGAAAAUGCACCCAUUUCUCAGAUGAAAUUACAAAAGAUACCCAACUCGCCUUUAGAACCAGAAAAUGCACCCGGUUUACUCUUGAAAGAAAACAUGAAACAGACAGACUCACAACAGACUGGGAAAAAACUUACAGGCUCCUUUGUUUCUGUGGACAAAAGGAGAAGUGAAGCUCUACGGGGAGAAGAAUCGACUGUGGAAAACGUAGCCCAUUCUCAGAAGCAGCAGACACAGACAGAGAACAUUGGUGAUUCUGAUGACAGUGCUUCAGGGAUUGAAGACACAUCAGAUGACUUGAGUAAAAUGAAGAGUGAAGAAUCUAACAAAGAAAAUUCUUCUGAGAUGGACUAUUUAGAAAAUGCCACGGUGAUAGAUGAAUCUGCUUUGACACCUGAGCAGAGGCUAGGCUUGAAGCAAGCAGAAGAACGCCUGGAAAGAGAUCACAUCUUCCGACUUGAAAAACGUUCACCAGAAUAUACCAAUUGCCGUUAUCUAUGCAAACUUUGCUUAAUUCACAUUGAAAACAUCCAAGGAGCACAUAAACAUAUAAAAGAAAAACGGCACAAGAAAAAUAUUUUGGAAAAACAGGAAGAAAGUGAACUUCGAUCUCUUCCAUCUCCUUCCCCUGCUCACUUGGCUGCUUUAAGUAUUGCAAUUGUUGAAUUAUCGAAAGAACAAGGAAUAACUGAUGAUGACCUCAGAGUCCGCCAGGACAUUGUGGAGGAAAUGUCAAAGGUUAUAACAUCAUUUUUACCAGAAUGUUCACUGAGGUUGUAUGGUUCAUCUCUGACGAAGUUUGCCCUGAAAAGCAGUGAUGUUAAUAUAGAUAUAAAAUUUCCUCCCAAGAUGACUCAUCCAGAUCUUUUGAUACAAGUGCUUGGAAUUUUGAAAAAAAGUGAAUUAUAUGCAGAUGUGGAAUCUGACUUUCAUGCGAAAGUUCCUGUUGUGGUGUGCAAAGAUCAGAAAAGUGGUUUGCUUUGUAGAGUGAGUGCAGGAAAUGAUAUGGCGUGUCUCACUACUGACUUACUUGCUGCUCUUGGCAAAGUUGAACCGGUCUUCACUCCCUUAGUGUUGGCCUUUCGCUAUUGGGCUAAGUUGUGCUAUAUUGACUCCCAAACUGACGGUGGAAUCCCUUCUUACUGCUUUGCUUUAAUGGUGAUGUUUUUUCUUCAACAAAGAAAACCCCCUCUUCUUCCUUGCUUACUUGGAAGUUGGAUUGAAGGCUUUGACCCAAAAAGAAUGGAUGACUUUCAGCUGAAGGGCAUAGUAGAAGAGAAGUUUGUGAAGUGGGAAUAUAAUUCAAGUAGUGCAACUGAGAAAAACUUAAUUGCUGAUGAAAACAAAGCUAAGGCAGACCAACCAAAAGAUGAUACCAAGAAGACAGAAACAGACAACCAAAGUAAUGCCAUGAAGGAAAAACAUGGCAAAUCUCCUUUAACAUUGGAAACACCAAAUCAGGUAUCCUUGGGACAGUUGUGGUUGGAGCUGCUAAAAUUUUACACACUGGAUUUUGCUUUGGAGGAAUAUGUCAUAUGUGUACGGAUACAAGAUAUUUUAACAAGAGAGAACAAAAACUGGCCUAAAAGACGAAUAGCCAUUGAAGAUCCUUUUUCAGUCAAGAGGAAUGUUGCGCGGAGCUUAAACAGCCAGCUUGUUUAUGAGUAUGUUGUGGAGAGAUUCAGGGCAGCUUAUCGGUAUUUUGCCUGUCCUCAGAGGAAGGACGGAAGUAAAUCUACAGUGGAGUUCAAGAAAAAAGAGAAGGGAAAAAUAAACAAUAAGAAACCAGUGAAGUCUGAUUGUAUGACAACAAACUGUUGCGUUCUUCUUGGGGAAAACACAGAAAAAGUAAAUACAGAAAGAGGCCAACCUGCUAAAUGUGAUAAAAAGGAAUUUACAUCCCAGAGAUGUAUUGUUGACAAUGACAGUUUGUUGGUAAAUGAACUAGGUGUGGCUGACCAUGGACAAGAUUCAUCAUCUCUUUCUACUGCCAGUGAAGGCAGUGAAUUAGAGCAAAAAUCAGCUGAGAAACAAGGUGACUUAACACCUUCAGAAACUUCUUUAAAGAAAGGACUCAGCCAGUGCAAUUGCAUUGGGUCCCCUGAUGGAGCUGAAUCUGCUGGAACCGGCUGCAGAUCAAAUUUAGCAACAGAGAGUUCACAUGAGAUUGUGUGCGACAACACACCUGCUACCUCUUGCAACUGCAAAGCUACAGAAGUUGCCUCUGACCUUAUUGAUGAUGAUAACCUCCCCUCCCAGGAAUUACAUUAUGUGUUUGAUAAGUUUAUUUUAACCUCUGGCAAGCCGCCAACAAUAGUAUGCAGCAUCUGCAAAAAGGAUGGCCAUUCAAAAAAUGAUUGCCCAGAGGAUUUCAGGAAAAUUGAUCUAAAGCCUUUACCACCAAUGACAACCCGAUUUCGAGAAAUACUUGAUUUAGUAUGUAAAAGAUGUUUUGAUGAAUUAUCACCGCCUUGCUCUGAACAACACAACAGGGAACAAAUUUUAAUUGGGUUGGAAAAAUUUAUUCAAAAAGAAUAUGAUGAAAAGGCAAGACUGUGCUUAUUUGGUUCUUCCAAGAAUGGAUUCGGAUUCCGCGAUAGUGAUCUGGAUAUUUGUAUGACUCUGGAAGGCCAUGAAAAUGCAGAGAAAUUAAACUGUAAGGAAAUAAUUGAAAAUUUGGCAAAAAUUCUUAAGAGGCAUCCAGGUUUAAGAAACAUUCUGCCUAUAACUACUGCCAAAGUGCCUAUCGUAAAAUUUGAACACAGACGGAGUGGACUAGAGGGUGACAUCAGUUUAUAUAACACACUGGCGCAACACAACACAAGAAUGCUAGCUACUUACGCAGCUAUUGACCCUAGGGUCCAGUAUUUGGGAUACACUAUGAAAGUGUUUGCUAAGCGCUGCGACAUUGGAGAUGCAUCUCGGGGGAGUUUGUCCUCUUACGCUUAUAUCCUUAUGGUGCUGUACUUUCUGCAGCAAAGAAAGCCACCAGUUAUCCCAGUUCUGCAGGAGAUCUUUGAUGGAAAACAGAUUCCACAGAGAAUGGUUGAUGGAUGGAAUGCUUUUUUCUUUGAUAAAACAGAAGAACUGAAAAAGCGUUUACCUUCGCUUGGAAAGAACACAGAGUCACUGGGAGAGCUCUGGUUAGGAUUGCUUCGUUUCUAUACUGAAGAGUUUGAUUUCAAGGAGUAUGUCAUCAGUAUUCGACAGAAAAAACUGUUGACCACUUUUGAAAAGCAGUGGACAUCUAAAUGCAUUGCAAUUGAAGAUCCUUUUGACUUGAAUCAUAACCUUGGUGCUGGUGUCUCUAGAAAAAUGACCAAUUUUAUUAUGAAGGCGUUUAUCAAUGGAAGGAAACUUUUUGGUACCCCCUUUUAUCCACUCAUUGGCAGAGAAGCUGAAUACUUCUUUGAUUCAAGAGUAUUAACAGAUGGAGAAUUGGCUCCUAAUGAUCGUUGUUGCCGUGUGUGUGGAAAAAUAGGUCACUACAUGAAAGACUGUCCCAAAAGGAAAAGCAGUUUACUGUUUAGACUAAAGAAGAAAGACAGUGAAGAAGAGAAGGAAGGAAACGAAGAGGAAAAAGACUCCCGAGACCUUCUUGACUCCCGAGACCUUAGGUGUUUCAUAUGUGGGGAUGCAGGACAUGUUCGUCGGGAAUGCCCAGAGGUCAAGAUGGCGCGCCAGAGGAAUAGUGGUGUGGCAGCAGCCCAGCUGGUCCGAAAUCUGGUCAAUGCUCAGCAGGUGGCUGGGUCAGCUCAGCAACAGGGCGACCAGUCCAUAAGGACCAGACAGUCUUCAGAAGGCUCUGAUUCACCAUCUUAUUCUCCUCAGCCCCAGCCAUUUCCACAAAAUUCUCCCCAACCGUCUGCUAUUCCCCCACCUCCACCUCAGCCAGGAUCCCAGCCUAAGCUUGGCCCACCCCAGCAGGGAGGCCAGCCCCCUCAUCAGGUUCAGAUGCCCUUGUACAACUUCCCUCAAUCACCACCAGCUCAGUAUUCGCCCAUGCACGGUAUGGGAUUGUUGCCAAUGCACCCCCUCCACCAGAUCCCUGCUCCAUCGUGGCCCAUCCACGGCCCGAUGCUCCACUCUGCUCCUGGCAGUGCCCCCAACAGUAUCGGCCUGAAUGACCCCAGCAUCAUCUUUGCACAGCCUGCUGCCAGGCCGAUGGCAGUCCCCAGCUCCUCUCAUGAUGGACACUGGCCUCGGACCGUGCCUCCCAACCCUCUGGUCAACAGUGGUGCAGUGGGUAAUUCGGAGCCACGUUUUCGAGGACUAAAUCCUCCAAUUCCAUGGGAACAUGCACCACGUCCCCAUUUCCCCCUUGUCCCAGCUUCGUGGCCUUAUGGUUUGCAUCAAAACUUCAUGCAUCAGGGAAAUCCAAGAUUUCAGCCCAACAAACCCUUCUACGCUCAAGCAGACAGAUGUGCCGCUCGCCGCUGCAGAGAGCGCUGUCCCCACCCACCAAGAGGGAAUGUGUCGGAGUGACGCCAGCCACAGCAAGCAGCCGUCCUGCUGUCUCAGGGGCGUCUGUACCUCAGAAGUCGGUCAUGCUCAGAGAAAAAGUGACAUGUAAGGAAAGCAACACAAAUCAGGUCCUGAUUUAAAAUUCUAACACACCUUUAGAUAGCUUAUUUAAAUUCUAAGACUGUUUUUAAACACUGUAUUAUUUGUAUAUAAAUAUGAACUAUAGUUUUUACUGGUAUCACUAAAUUGAGUGAUACAAAUUUCAUCUAUUUUAUUACCCUAUUUUUAAGGGAAUUUUAUGUUUUGUUUAACCUUGAUGAAUUGUAUAAAGAGAGAAUUUUAAAAAUUACAUUCUUUAUUUUCUAUUAGCUGUAUUCAUACUUUGGUUGCUUCAGACUUUAUAUAUAUUGUUCUUAAGGAUUAGGAAAGAUUUCAUGUGUUUUAAAUUUGUCACUUCUAUUCUUUACAGAACCUUGUAGUGCCAAAACUUUUUAAAAGGUUAAAAAAAAAUAAAAUUACAACAUAAAGAUUCAAAAAAAUUUUCUUUUACAUACUUGUAUAUUGAAUAUAUUCAAACUUGAAUGGAAAGUUGCUUUUGUCUGUAUUUGAAGUUCUAUUUUAAGUUAAUAAAUCUUUUUGACAAGAGUCAAAUUUGGUUAAUUCAUCUGGUUUAGAGGAUAGGAAUACAGUGUAAUAAUUGAAAGAUUUUACUCUCAGUGACUAUUCUAAAUCAGACUCAGUUUUAGAGAUUCAAAUAUAUGUUCCUCAUUUUACUGGAUUUUCACAACCACUGUAUAAAGUGAUAGAAGCAGAUGCCAUGUCCAUUUUAUCAUUGAAAAUGAAAACUGAAGAGCACAGCAGUGAAUUCUAAAGGCAGCAAUUACAUGCUGCAGUGUGACUCCUCAUCCAUUUUUUGAGGUUGUGGUUGUAUUGCAGAGAACGUUUCUGCCAUGUGCAGAACAUGGGUCCAGUCGGUAGCAGUGCCCUCCCUCCAGCCCACAGGUCCCCGCCCCAAAUCUUUUAAAAGGGAAGUUUACCAAAUACAAGUAGCGGAAAAUUCUUUAUUGAGCUAGUAUGUGCCAGACUGUCCAUUUCAUAUAUCUGUUCUGCCACCUGGAAAGACACUUGCCAGGAUGUUGAUUGUUUAUCAAUACUUGUGAUGAGUGUGAUCCCUUUCUCUCCUGGGAUAUAUUCUGAGAAAUACAUCAUGGGGCGAGGCUAUCAUUGUUCAAAGAUCAGAGUUUCCUUAAACAGAGGUGAUGAUGUCAUUCAGUUUAGCAUAUUUGGCUUCUUGUUGCAGUUAGCAGACUGGCUAAACAUGAGCUGUGUAAGGCUGCUGGCGGAACAUGUCAUACUCCGCUAGGAUGAAAUCGAGGCCAGCCUGGCCUACAAAGUGAGUCAAGACUGACAGGGUACCCAGAGAAACCCUCUCGGAAAAGCUUAACUUUCUAAAGUGUAUAUUAAGAUCUAUAAGUGUGGGUGCUGUACCAUUUUUAUAAGGUACAUCAGGACUGAUAGAGCAGCCCCACCAUGAACCUUCAGGUGUAGGUAGUGCUGCGAUCACGGCACAUUUUCAGCCACAUCAUUAUCGGCCAGGAAGUUGGUCAGUAAGCAAAAUGUUGUUAUAAAGUGUAUGAUGUAUUGAAAUUCAGACUUGAGAAUGGUAGUGGUAUAUUUUUUAAGCUAUUCCUUUUACAGUAUUAUUUUUUUGUCCUUAGUCCCUUAAUUAGAUUUGUCCACUGAAAUUAUAAAUAUUUGUAAAAGCUAAUAGUAGAUAAAAAUGUAUCUUAAGGAUAGUAUAUUAUUAAAAAGGAGACUGCCUGGGCUCCUGCCGUAUUUUUUAUUUGGCAGAUACUUGGAAAAAUUGCUGAAAUGCAUGUGGUUGAAGGUAUCCCUGCCAUAGUAAUAGCCCCAAGUUAUGGGCAGGUAUAUAUACUGUUCGUUUCUCACAUUACAGAGUCAGUACUAUUUAUGCUCGUAAAAAACAGUGGAGUCAGCUUUUUUUGUUGUGUUGUUUUGUUUCUUUUUGUUGUUGUUGUUAAUAGUAUUCCUGAUUCCCCUGUAUUUUUGUGUUAAAAAAUCAAGUUGGAGCAUUCUGCAUUCCUAGCAUUAGUGGAAGUAGGGGGAUCAAGAAAUUCGAGGUCUGUCUAGCAUGAUGGCACAGAACUUUAAUCCUAGUUCUUGGGAGGCAGAGGCAGGCAGAUCAUGAGUUUGAGGCCAGCCUGAUCUACACUGCAAGUUCCAAGCUAGCCAAGGUCAUACCUCAAACAAACAAACACCAAGAGAUUGAAGGUCAUUCUCAACUAGAGUUUGAGGCAAACCUGAGCCUACAGACUGUCUCAGAAACAAACAAAAAGAUACGUUUUUUAAACAUUCAGAUUUGUCACCUGGGAUUUAAGAGGAUGAUACUCUUUUCACUGUUCUUUCUUCUUUUGUGUAUAACAGAUUUUCACUGAAAACAAAAGCCAAAGAAACCCUUAAAUAAUCUGCAGCAAGCACGGGACGAGGUGUAGCACACCUUGGGAGGCAUAGGCAAGGGGUCUCUGUGUAAUCUGAGGCUAGCCAGGGCUACAGAGCAAGAUCCAGGACCGCCAGGUUAUAGAGAGAAACCCUGUCUUCAAACCAAUAACCAGUCCAAAAGCUGCAGCGAGGGAGCAUGCUGGAGCUCAGCCCCUUUCCUGAGGGUAGCAUGUCGUUAACCCAGGCUUUACUUAGAUGAUAGUGUUCCAUUCCAUGGGUUUGGACAUAGCUGCCCUUCCAAAGUUAGCCAAGCUCAAUAACCUGUAACACUGUUCUAAGCUGAGGAACAGAAUAAUCUAUAAUUUACAUCAUAGCUUAGUUUUGUUUGAAAAAGUAAUUAACAGCACAAAAAGUUAUCAGUCCUAGAGAACACAUACACUCUUAAAAACUCAAAAUAUUUUUGAUAAUAAUUUGUGUGACAUUUGAUGUGGAGGUGGUUUUACCUUGUCCCAUUAAUAGUUGCAGUAUUAAAUGUGACACAUGCCUUUAAUCUCAGCACUCUGGGAAACAGAGGCAUAUAGAUCUCUUUCUCACAGCCAGCCUGAUCUACAGGCUAGCCAAGGCUGCAUAGUGAGACCUUGUCUCAAAACACCAAAACAAAAAUAUUUCAAGAUGUGUAAUUUAGCUCUGUAUCCCAUUUUUUUAAUUGGAUUACUUGGUUUGUUGUUGAACUCCUUAAGUUCUUUAUAUAUUCUGGAUAUUAGCCCUCUGUGAGAUAUAGGGUUGGUGAAGAUCCUUUUCCAGUCUGUAGGCUGUUGUUUUGUUCUUUUGACAGUGUCCUUUGCUUUACAGAAGCUUUUCAGUUUCAUGAGGUCCCAUUUAUUGAUUGUUGCUCUUAGAGCCUGUGCUGUUGGUGUUCUUUUCAGAAUGUUGUCUCCUGUGCCAAUGAGUUCUAGGCUCUUCCCCACUUUUUCUUCUAACAGGUUUAGUGUGUCUGGUUUUAUAUUGAGGUCUUUGAUCCACUUGGAUUUUAGUUUUAUGCAGGGUGAUAAAUACGGAUCUAUUUGCAUUUUUCUACACGUAGACAUCCAGUUAAACCAGCACCAACAACCUAGAUGUCCCUCAACUGAAGAAUGGAUGCAGAAAUGGUGGUAUAUCAAGGAAUGAUACUCAGCAAUUAAAAACAAGGAAAUCAUGAUAUUUGCAGGCAAAUGGAUGGAACUAGAAAAGAUCAUCCCGAGUGAGGUAACCCAGAAGCAGACAGGCAUGAUAUACACUCACUUAUAAGCGCAUAUUAGACAUAUAGGAUAAACUUACUAAAAUCUGUAGUCCUGAAGAAGCUAAACAACAGGGAGGACCCUAGGGAAGAUGCUCACUCUUUCAGAGGAGCAAACAGGAUAGACAUCGGUAGCUGGAGAAGACAGGAAACAGGACAGGAGCCUACCACAGAGGGCCUUUGAAAGACUUUACCCAGCAGGGUAUCGAAGCAGAUGCUGAGGCUCCUAGCCAAACUUUGAGCAGAGUGCAGGGAAUCUUAUGAAAGAAGAGGGAGAUAGAAAGACCUGGUGGGGACAGGAGCUCCACAAGACCAACAGAGCCAAAAAAUAAUCUGGGUUUAGGGGUCCUGCAGAGACUGAUGCUCCAACCAAGGACCACACAUGGAAAGGACCUGAACCCCUGUUCAAAGAAAGCCCAUAGACUGCUCUGUCUCCAAGUAGGUUCCCUAGUAAGGGCAGCAGGGGCUGUCUCUGACAUGCCUGCUCUUUGAUCACUUCCCCCUGGUGAUGCUGCAUUGCCAGGCCACAGAGAGGAUCCAGAUAGUCAGAAGAGACCUGAUAGGCUAGGGUCAGAGGGAAGGGGAGGAGGACCUCCCCUAUCAGUGGACUAGGGUAGGGAUGAAGUGGGGGGAGGUGCGGGGGGCAAGGGAUUGUGAGAAGAUGAGGGAAGGGGAUACAAAGUGAUUAAAUUGUAAUAAAUAAUAAAAGUGAAAAAUAAUAACACAAAAAUGUGUAAUUUAUUUGUCCAGUCUUCACAUAAACAUUCUUGCUGUAAGUUUUUUCCUAUAAAUAUAAUAAAUAGUAAUGGCAAAACAGUGCUA
Molecule: messenger RNA, 9591 nt
Organism: Psammomys obesus (fat sand rat)
Lineage: Eukaryota; Metazoa; Chordata; Mammalia; Rodentia; Muridae
Gene: Tut4
Product: terminal uridylyl transferase 4
Exons: 29
Coding region: 96-5054 (1652 amino acids)
Molecular function (GO): nucleic acid binding; RNA uridylyltransferase activity; zinc ion binding
Source: RefSeq, a predicted model, not a curated record